This is a messenger RNA of Rhinichthys klamathensis goyatoka, 1933 nucleotides long. It is a transcript of the gene dpagt1, whose product is annotated as dolichyl-phosphate (UDP-N-acetylglucosamine) N-acetylglucosaminephosphotransferase 1 (GlcNAc-1-P transferase). Lineage: Eukaryota; Metazoa; Chordata; Actinopteri; Cypriniformes; Leuciscidae. The transcript has 9 exons. Gene Ontology annotation, cellular component: membrane. Gene Ontology annotation, biological process: dolichol-linked oligosaccharide biosynthetic process; protein N-linked glycosylation. The record is from RefSeq and is a predicted model, not a curated record. Gene Ontology annotation, molecular function: UDP-N-acetylglucosamine-dolichyl-phosphate N-acetylglucosaminephosphotransferase activity. Bases 253 to 1482 code for a protein of 409 amino acids.
GUCAUUUAUGCGCGCGCUUUCAUGCAUUGGUGUCUACAGCAAUGUCUAUAGUUGUAUUUGAAAUGUAGUUAAAUUAUUUGUCAACCUCGAAACAUGCUCAAUUAAUGACAGCUUCACUAUGUAUAUACAACAUAAAUGUAUUGAAAGUUGCUGACAGGAAGCGAACUCUGUUUUCAACGAGAUUUGUCGACAUAUAACUGCUUGUAUAAUACAGUAAAUACAGUGUAUUGCAAUUUUAUUGAGUUUUAGUCAAUGGAGAAGAUGUCUCCAAUUCCUGUUCUUCCUCUUAUCAUCAACUCUUGUAUGUCUGCACUGGGGUGCAUUGCAACAGUCAAGCUUAUUCCUGCUUUUAAGGAUCAUUUCAUAUCUGCGAGACUCUAUGGCAUGGACCUAAAUAAAACCAUAAAGAAAGAGGUACCCGAAUCACAAGGUGUAAUCAGUGGCACAGUCUUCCUCAUCAUUCUCUUCCUCUUCAUCCCUGUCCCCUUCCUCCAGUGCUUUAUGGGAGAGAAGUGUCAACGCUUCCCUCACAACGAGUUUGUGCAACUGAUCGGUGCGUUGUUAGCCAUCUGCUGCAUGAUAUUCCUGGGUUUUGCUGAUGAUGUUCUGAACCUACGAUGGAGACACAAGCUACUGCUGCCCACUAUGGCCUCCCUGCCUCUACUCAUGGUCUACUUUACUAACUUUGGCAACACUGUGAUUGUCGUGCCCAAACCUUUCCGUGUCCUGCUGGGGAUGCAUCUGGACUUGGGCAUUCUGUAUUAUGUGUAUAUGGGAAUGUUGGCUGUGUUCUGCACAAAUGCCAUCAACAUCUUGGCCGGUAUCAAUGGCAUUGAGUCUGGACAAGCUCUCUUCAUAUCUGGCUCCAUCAUUCUCUUUAAUUUACUGGAGCUCAAUGGAGACUACAGGGAUGACCAUGUUUUCUCUUUGUAUUUCAUGAUUCCCUUUUUCUUCACCACAUUAGCCCUCUUCUACCACAACUGGUACCCUUCCUCUGUGUUUGUGGGAGACACUUUCUGUUACUUUGCUGGAAUGACGUUUGCAGUGGUCGGGAUACUCGGACACUUUAGUAAGACCAUGCUGCUUUUCUUCAUCCCCCAAGUCAUCAACUUCAUUUACUCCUUGCCUCAGCUGUUUCACAUUAUUCCCUGCCCCAGACAUCGCCUUCCUAGGUUACAGCCUGACACAGGAAAACUUGGCAUGAGCUAUUCCAAGUUCAAACAGAAGGACCUAGGCAAAUUAGGACAACUUAUUCUGAAGGUGGCAGAAAUGUUAUGGCUUCUGGAUGUGCGUAGAGGGCUGGAAGGAGAUGAUGAGUUUAUUGAGUGUAACAACAUGACCCUUAUCAACCUGGUUCUAAAAGUACUGGGACCUACCCAUGAGAGAAACCUUACUGCAAUCAUGCUGUUAAUGCAGGUCUUGGGGAGUGCUGUAGCGUUUGGAAUCCGGUAUCACCUUGUGCGUCUGUUCUACGACGUCUAGAAAACUUGCGACCCUGAGAGACUUUACAACCUGCUGCUUUCAUUUGGAGAACAAACUGUAUCAACAGAUUUUUUUUUUUUUUUAAUGGUUACUAUACUGCCUGUCACCUAUAAAUGGUGGAAUCUAAUUACAAUACAGUGUAUUUCAGCACUUCUGUCUAUAUAUCUGCAUGUGAAGGGACAAGUCUACACAUAUGCCCUUAAUUUUCAUUAAGGACAGGAAGGCUCAUGCAUAAGGAUUUACAAUAAUUUGUGGGUGACUUGAAAAGCAGAGGGUUCUAUUUUGAAAGAUUAUGUGAAACACUUACAUUCAGGGAUAUUUUAGGCAGUUGGUGAAAUUUUUGAGAGCAUUUCUGAACGAUUACUUGAUAUAUGUACUUAUAUUUUUCUGUGUCAGAUCUAAUAUUAUGCCUUUGACUCAUUUGAAUAAACCAAUGUGACAAUGGACCACA